Messenger RNA from Monascus purpureus, 3482 nucleotides. The record is from the annotation of a GenBank genome assembly. NCBI's taxonomy places the organism in Eukaryota, Fungi, Ascomycota, Eurotiomycetes, Eurotiales, Aspergillaceae.
CCCCACCAUAUUCCCCAUAUUUAAUAUUAAUUUUUGAUUGCUGUUGUGGUUGUUAAACUCUGUCAAGGUUGAUGCCCCUCUAGUAGAGUCUCUAUGCCUUGCUUUCAGGAAUUAUCCUAAUAAGAUUAUUAUAAUAGGGAUUGACGGAGUCUUUCUCCCCUGUCGCAAACGUCAGUUUUUCUUGUUUCUUAUUUAUUAUUUAUAUACUUAUUUUAUUUUUUGGCCAUCUCCUGUCUCCAUCUUCUCUCUCAGCUCCGUACCAUACCAUACCAUCCAUCUCCUUCCCUUCAAUUCCCCCGCUUUGGAGGCGCAGUCCGCCGUUUUAUUUCUGUUUCUGAACAAAAAGAAAAAGCACCUUACAACUAGGAUCUAUUUCUGCCUGUCAAACUAAUACCUACCUGAGGAAAAAUUCUUAAAAAAAAAAAAAAUUAAAAAUAAAAAUAAAAUAAAAUAAAAAGACAAUAGUUCAAUCCUGACGGACCACUCCGAUGGCGAGCAGGCCGCCUCGAGGCCAGCAAGGGCUAGCUGCGACCUGGUAUCCAGGGGGCCAGGACGAUUUCUACAUGCCUGAAGUGAUAUCCCCCUCCCCCAAAGGUUUGAAUACCCUCAAUCUCCCCCCUAAUCUCACUCACUCUCCGUUAUGGUUGUUCAUUGAACUUUCCUAGGGUCAUGCCCGAAAUACCGGAAUCCAUGCAGGAUAACAUCGCGCAUCUCGAGCGGCAAGCUCCUCCAACUGCCUCGCUGCAUAAUCCUCACUUCCCUGAACGCGCCUCCUCUUACGCCAUGACUACUUCCGCCAUUAAUGCUCCCUCUGCCGAAGCACAGUCUCAGGAUUUCUUGGACUAUUAUGCCUCUUCAGACUCCUACGAACUGGCCCCCAGCGCCUCCGGCAUCUCUCCCUUCCCCGUCCUGCGGAAUCCCCCUCCAAAUGUACCGCCCACCGACGGGGACAGGGAAGCGAAUUUAGAAAGGGCGAGGCUGGCGGUUCUGUCCUCAAAUGACCCCGAAAUGCAGUUGGCCUGGGCGCAGGAUGCCCUUGCAUAUGUCGAGAUUGCGAUGCAAAAUGAAGCCCGUCUGUCACUCAUUCAACCUCCGCGACCCCAAACCCCGGUGGUAGAGCGCCAAUUAAAAUCAGACGCGAUGAAUAUCGUCAAUUUUCUGGCCGACCAGUAUCACCCCAAGGCCGAAUUCAUCAGGGGCACUUGGCUCGAGUUCGGCAAGUUUGGUUAUCGCAUGGACAAGAAGGAAGCAUUCCUCUGUUAUUCCAGGGCUUCGGAGAAAGGAUAUCCACGAGCGGAGUAUAGGAUGGGCAUGCAAUUCGAGAACUCCAAUGAGCCUGAAAAGGCAAUCAAAUACUACGAGAAGGGUGUUGCUCUGGGCGAUUCUGCCUCUUACUACCGACUCGGUAUGAUGAUUCUGCUUGGCCAGCAUGGGCAGCGCCAGGAUUAUCAUAUGGGGUUAGACUACAUCCGCGUGGCUGCACAGACCUGUGAUCAGAAUGCCCCGCAGGGAGCUUACGUAUACGGCAUGCUUCUGGCAGGAGAGCUGCCUCAAGUCAAUGUGCCGGAAUCUUUCCUCCCGCUUGACAUGAAUGCCGCUCGUGUCAACAUCGAGAAGGCUGCCUAUCAUGGAUUUGCCAAAGCUCAAGUUAAGAUGGGCGCUGCCUACGAACUUUGCCAGCUUGGCUGUGAUUUCAAUCCUAUGCUCUCUUUACAUUAUAACGCUUUGGCUGCACGUCAAGGUGAACCGGAAGCGGAAAUGGCCCUAAGCAAGUGGUUCCUCUGCGGCCACGAGGGCGUAUUCGAAAAGAAUGACGAGCUUGCUUUCACCUACGCUCAACGCGCUGCUCAAAGCGGUCUUCCUACCGCGGAAUUUGCCUUGGGGUAUUUCUACGAAGUCGGGAUUUUCGUUCCCGUUGAUAUCAAAGAAGCCAGGAGCUGGUAUAGCAAAGCCGCAACGGGCGGCAACAAGGAUGCAAGCAGCCGGAUCGAGAGUAUUUCCCGGUCAAAGACCUUAUCUAGGAAAGAUCAUGAACGGGUCGCAAUUGCCCGAAUCAAGUCGCGGUACGGAUCCCAAGCGCGGCCUACCAAUCUGGGGCCCACCCCAGAAAAGCUUGAGAUGCCCGACCCUUCCAGGAUGAGUAUUUCAGAUUCCCCCAGUGCUUCGUCCACCCCCUAUUAUAAUAGACCGGAUUCUAGAGUUAGUCAGCCGAGCUAUCCUAUGCCAGAUCCGCGGCCGAGUUCUGCAUUCGGCUUCAAUCCCAAUCUUCGCGCCAGCGCUGCAAGCUAUGGCGUACCCCCCCAGGCUCAUCGUGCUGCAUCAUACGGACCAGGGCCUGUGGGUUACCAAGCUGGCCCCGGGGCACCACCAUCAGCUGGGACGACGAGCCCGAGUUCCAUGCACCCUCGUACAGCUCCUGGCACCCCUAGACUUGAUAUUGGGUUCUCUGCACCUCUUGAUUCUCCUGGCCCCAGACUUAACGGCCCCCCUGACAGACGGCCUGCGAGGACACCGGUGGGUGGCCAUCCACAGAAUUCGGCCAACGCCCCCAGGCCAGGUGGGUUGCCUCCUCGUGUAGACUCUGCACCACCUCCAAGAGAAUCACCAUCAUCGACGCCUAGACCCUCCAAACCCGCUUCAGCCCCCAGGCCUUCUGCGCCUCCGAGUACAUCCACCAAAACUGCACCGCCUGCGAAGUCGCAAACGUCAAGGCCGCCAAACGCCCCUACUGCUCUUCCUGGAAAAGGACCAAAGACUUUCGAAGAGAUGGGAGUCCCAACUGUCAAAUCUGAUAAUGACUGCGUCGUGAUGUGAUACCACAACCAACUUCGACCUUGAUUCAAUUAUUCCUCCUUGGUAUAUGCUGAAGCACAUUCAUAUUCUUUCCGACUUCUUUCCUUGUUGCUGCAGAUGGAAAUUCUCUCGGAGCAGAACCAGUAUGAAUGGCGAUUCUUGUGUUUUUUUCUUUUUUUAUUUUCGAUAUACUUUUUAUGGCAUGGACUUCAUUCUUGAAUAUGCUGUGGUUAUUUAUUUGAUCAUUUAAAUGACCUUUAUUUUACUGUCCAUUUGUCCCUUCUGUGACCCUGCAUUUAUGCUUUUUCUUUCCCACCGUCAUUGCCAACAUCCGCCAUUUGUCUAUAACAUAUCCUUGCAACGGAACAAUUUACUCCCUACGCUUCUCUCUUCCUCUUAAUUCUACGGACUUUCUCAAUGACUUCAUAAUGUUUCUUUCGACACACGAUUCUUGUCCUUGACACCGGAGUGUACUUCACGUGAUGGUCCAUUCCCAUGGAUCUCAACUCUAAACUUGAGCAGUCGGUUUAAAUUACAUGGAAUAACUGUUCGUCUUCUAUCCCCCACUAUCUUUUGAACUGGAAUUCGAGUAGUUAGUGCUACUUUAGCGCGCCGUCCGCGAUGUCUGCAAGGAAAGGAAGAGUUGAAAAGGCUUCUGGUAAUUAUGACAGGCAAAGGUUUAAUUAAAG